AUGACUACCAACUCUUUCGGCGGAGCUCUUCCUCGCUUUGACUUCCCUUCUCAACCACAACCCGCCAUCUCACGCAUGGCUCGCGUCAACAAAGCUCUCCCAGUAGUUCUAAUGGCAGCCUCAGUAGCUGCCUUGGCCGUCAAGACAAGGCAAAACUUGGAUGCCGCCCCAGUCACUACAUCAAUGCUUUUUGCACGCCCACAGAACUUGAUGCCUCAAGGCCAGGCGAUAAUGGACAAGAGAAAUGGCGAUGUUGGAUUGAAACCUAACAAAUGA
Molecule: messenger RNA, 276 nt
Organism: Fusarium coffeatum
Lineage: Eukaryota; Fungi; Ascomycota; Sordariomycetes; Hypocreales; Nectriaceae
Exons: 2
Coding region: 1-276 (91 amino acids)
Source: RefSeq, a predicted model, not a curated record